Morone saxatilis (striped sea-bass) is the source of this 558-nucleotide messenger RNA. Its product is annotated as protein shisa-7-like. NCBI's taxonomy places the organism in Eukaryota, Metazoa, Chordata, Actinopteri, Moronidae. Bases 1 to 558 code for a protein of 185 amino acids. The transcript is spliced from 4 exons. Gene Ontology annotation, cellular component: AMPA glutamate receptor complex; dendritic spine membrane; postsynaptic membrane. The record is from RefSeq and is a predicted model, not a curated record. Gene Ontology annotation, biological process: regulation of short-term neuronal synaptic plasticity; regulation of AMPA receptor activity.
AUGGAUGACACCAUGCUGUCAUCUAUAGGAGUCCGAUCCCACUGGUGCCAGCCAAAGGGUUACUACGACGUGAUGGGGCACUUUGACAGCACGUUCAACUGCUCCAAGGGCAGCUACAUCUACUGCUGUGGUACCUGCCACUACCGGUUCUGCUGCGAGCACCAGAGGAGCCGGUUGGACCAGGAGUCCUGCAACAACUACCACUCCCCCGUCUGGGCCGACCCGCAGGUCCCCGUCACCGUGCCCGUGGGCAACAAGCCCGACCCGGACUUUGAGACGCUCCAGCAGCAGAACAGCAGUACGGCCUACGUGAUCGGAGGGGUGAUCUCCUUCACGCUGGUGGUGGCGGUGGGCGUCAGGAUCGCCUUCAGCAAGGUGGCGCGCCGACCCCGCAACAGGGACAUCAACAUGCCCAGAUCACUGGUGGAUAUCUUGCGUCACCAGUCGAGCCCGGUGCAGCCGGGAGAGAGGAACAACUCCACCACCACCUCAGACGGACGAACAUCCAAAAACCUCUACACCCCCGUCCUGCAGAGCAAAGACAACCGCAGUAAGUGA